Molecule: messenger RNA, 1120 nt
Organism: Phaethon lepturus (White-tailed tropicbird)
Lineage: Eukaryota; Metazoa; Chordata; Aves; Phaethontiformes; Phaethontidae
Gene: ACMSD
Product: aminocarboxymuconate semialdehyde decarboxylase
Exons: 10
Coding region: 1-1011 (336 amino acids)
Biological process (GO): secondary metabolic process
Cellular component (GO): cytosol; cytoplasm
Molecular function (GO): carboxy-lyase activity; hydrolase activity
Source: RefSeq, a predicted model, not a curated record
AUGAAAAUUGAUAUUCAUAGCCACAUUCUACCUAAGGAAUGGCCUGACCUAAAAAAGAGAUACGGAUAUGGUGGAUGGGUACAGCUGGAUCAUCACGGCAAGGGACAGGCAAAGAUGAUGAAGGAUGGAAAGGUUUUUAGAGUUAUUCAAGAGAACUGCUGGGAUCCAGAAGUACGGAUUAAAGAGAUGGACCUAUCAGGAGUCACAGUCCAAGUCCUUUCCACAGUCCCUGUAAUGUUCAGCUACUGGGCCAAACCUCAGGAUACUUUAGAUCUAGCCCAGAUAUUAAAUAAUGACUUAGCUGCUACAGUAAAAAAGUACCCCAAGAGGUUUAUUGGCUUGGGUACAUUGCCUUUGCAAGCUCCAGACCUGGCUGUGAAGGAAAUGCAUCGCUGCGUGAAUGAACUUGGAUUUCCUGGAGUACAAAUAGGAUCUCAUGUCAAUGAAUGGGAUCUGAAUGCACCAGAACUGUACGAUAUUUAUGCUGCUGCUGAACAGUUAAAUUGCUGUCUCUUUGUGCAUCCCUGGGACAUGCAGAUAGAUGGAAGGAUGUCCAAAUAUUGGUUUCCCUGGCUAAUAGGCAUGCCAGCAGAAACAACUAUAGCCAUUUGCUCCAUGAUUAUGGGAGGAAUUUUUGAAAAAUUUCCUAAGCUGAAAGUUUGCUUUGCACACGGAGGUGGAGCUUUUCCAUACACAGUGGGGAGAAUCUCCCAUGGAUUCAACGUGCGCCCUGAUUUGUGUGCAGUGGAUAACAAGGUGGAUCCAAGAAAAUACCUGGGUUCAUUUUACACAGACUCUCUUGUCCAUGAUCGUGGUGCACUGAGGCUGCUAACAAGUGUAAUAGGAGAGGACAAAGUUAUUCUGGGGACAGAUUACCCUUUUCCACUUGGGGAACUGGAACCUGGAAAAUUGAUUGAUUCAAUGGAAGAUUUUGACAAUAAACUGAAGGAUAAACUCAAGGCUGGAAAUGCUCUGGAAUUUUUGGGUCUUAGCAGAAGACAAUUUCAGUAAUUAUGAAGAUAUUAAAGAGACCAAAGCUUGGAAAUAACACUGAAUCCUUAGGGAUACUUCUAUUUGCACAUGCAAUUACACAGGUGAAAAAUGAAUCUGACAAGUAUAU